ACAGCAAGGAAAUGCACAGUGGAAACCAGACUUCUGUGUCUCACUUCAUUUUGGUGGGCCUGCACCACCCACCGCAGCUAGGGGUGCCGCUCUUCCUGGCUUUCCUGGUCAUCUAUGCCCUCACUGUCUCUGGCAACGGGCUCAUCAUCUUCACUGUCUUGGUGGACACCCGGCUCCACCGCCCCAUGUACUGGUUCUUGUGUCAUCUCUCCUUCUUGGACAUGACCGUUUCCUCUGCCAUUGUCCCCAAGAUGCUAGCUGGCUUUGUCUUGGAUAGCAGGGUCAUCUCCUUUGGAGGCUGUGUAAUCCAACUCUUUUCUUUCCAUUUCCUGGGCUGUACUGAGUGCUUCCUUUACACGCUCAUGGCUUAUGAUCGCUUCUUGGCCAUCUGUAAGCCUUUACAUUAUGCCACCAUCAUGACCCGGAACGUCUGUAAUUACCUGGCUUUGGGCACCUGGCUGGGAGGUACCCUCCACUCACUUUUCCAAACAAGCUUCAUAUUCCGGCUGCCCUUCUGUGGCCCAAACCAGGUAGACUACUUCUUCUGUGACAUCCCCGCCAUGCUGCGUCUAGCCUGUGCUGACAUCACCGUCAAUGAGCUGGUCACCUUUGUGGACAUUGGGUUCUUGGCCCUCACCUGCUUCAUGCUCAUCCUCACUUCCUAUGAUAUAGUGGCUGCCAUCCUGCGAAUCCAGUCCGCUGAUGGGCGCCGCAAUGCCUUCUCCACCUGUGCUGCCCACCUCACUGUUGUCAUUGUUUACUAUGUGCCCUGCACCUUCAUUUACCUUCGCCCUGGCUCUCAGGAACCACUGGAUGGAGUGGUCGCCGUCUUCUACACUGUCAUCACCCCCUUGCUUAACCCCAUCGUCUACACGCUCCGCAACAAAGAGAUGAAGGCAGCAUUGUGGAGGCUGGGAGGUCGCAAGGAUGUGCUGCCUCACUGACUCAGGCAUUGCAGACAUGCAGAAGACACUAGAAUUUCGGG
This is a messenger RNA of Acinonyx jubatus (cheetah), 985 nucleotides long. Its product is annotated as olfactory receptor 10G6. Gene Ontology annotation, molecular function: G protein-coupled receptor activity; olfactory receptor activity. Gene Ontology annotation, cellular component: membrane. The record is from RefSeq and is a predicted model, not a curated record. NCBI's taxonomy places the organism in Eukaryota, Metazoa, Chordata, Mammalia, Carnivora, Felidae. Gene Ontology annotation, biological process: G protein-coupled receptor signaling pathway.